Molecule: messenger RNA, 3323 nt
Organism: Odontomachus brunneus
Lineage: Eukaryota; Metazoa; Arthropoda; Insecta; Hymenoptera; Formicidae
Product: paired mesoderm homeobox protein 2B-like
Exons: 4
Coding region: 1240-2061 (273 amino acids)
Biological process (GO): regulation of transcription by RNA polymerase II
Molecular function (GO): RNA polymerase II transcription regulatory region sequence-specific DNA binding; DNA-binding transcription factor activity, RNA polymerase II-specific
Source: RefSeq, a predicted model, not a curated record
AUCCGCGACAAAUCGCGAUCGAUCGGCGCGCACGCACGGACCUUCGCCAAGCAUCGCGCGUGCGAUCGGCUGAUCUGACAGCGCCCGCCAUUAAAUCGAAAUCGACACGCGCCGGGGCGGCCUUUUCGGCGCGGCGACACGGCCGAGAUACGGACAAGUUUCGAACGGCGGGCUGCCGCGCACUUUGAAACCGCUGGCACGUGGCCCUAAUUGCGCCGUCACGCUCGAGCUCGGAAACGCUUCAAUUAACAUUUCCCGAGACAAAUUACGCAUAAACGUGCCGCGCUUCUACGUAUCUCGCGCGUCGCCAGAAAUAAUUGUCCUUUAACAACCUGGAGUGUUUGUUAAAUCGAUAGGAGCAUUUUCUCUUUUCCCUCCUCCGCGCUUUCGCGGGUCGGUGGAGACUUUCUUCCCCGAAUAACGAAGAAUGCGCUACUUUCUUUUCUUUUUCCGAAAUGCGAGGGGAUUUGCGAGGAACAGCACGCGCGAGCACGCGUUCCGCGAGCGCUCGAGUCGUCUCCGAGUUUUCUCCCGCGCACGGUGUUUAUAUUAUAAAUAUAAUAUUUCGCUGGAGUACACGUCGAAAAUAGAGUGAUACAAGCGUGUUCGUCGCGACGCGGCGGCGGUACGUCUCUUUCUCUCGGGACUCUCAUCUCGCGACGGCGACGCAUCUUCGCUUAUUUCGCGUCAUCCACCGGCGUAGAGUCCGCGAAUUGGCUCGUGCGAAGUGCCUUCUCAUAUUUUGAGUUUCUACAAUCCCGAGCCCCGCUAAUAUUAAGUUUCUGGCUGAUAUUCCGAGGUCCCAGCACUGAAUAAUCACGUCGCGUGAAAUUAAACCGCGACUCCGGUUACGCGCGCGCGCACUCGUUUCUCUCGAACUGGUGCGUUCACGAUGUGACGAACCAUUUUGUUGCUUUUUUCACGUUGGCAAUUUUUCUUCUUAUUUACCGCAAUAUACCGAGUCCCGCGACAUAUUAUCUCGACGACAUGUGAGAAUGUAACGCGACGGAGAGGCUGGGAAUUUCGCGCGCGCGCGCGCGCCAGAGAUAGAAAGAGAGAGAGAGAGAGAGAGAGAGAGAGAGAGAGAGAGAGAGAGAGAGAGAGAGAGAGAGAAAGAGAAGAAACUCAAACGUGAAGAGAGAACAAUUCGCGCGCAUACGUGACGCUGCUCCAACCUUAAAUCACCUUCCCUCGCAGCGUGAGAGGAAGAGGAAAAAGGCGCGCCGAGAGCGAGGAAAAAUGUUAGGUGUGGACGCGGAGCAGCAGGGCGCGAACAACGGCGUGAUAGUGUCGCAGCUCGCGAAUUCGCACGCGCCGCAGGACUUCACGGUCUCGCGCCUGCUGUCCACGCCGACGCACUCCUUGGAUUGUAGCGAGACCACCUCUGCUGCUGGCAACAGACGACCCAGGAGAAGCAGAACGACCUUCUCGGCGCAACAGUUGGCCGCGUUGGAGAGAGUGUUCGAGAAGACGCAUUAUCCUGACGCCUUCGUUCGCGAGGAGCUUGCGACUAGAGUGUCCUUAACGGAAGCCAGAGUACAGGUGUGGUUCCAGAACAGACGAGCAAAGUUCCGGCGAAACGAGAGGAGUUCGGCCCUGAGUCGCGGCGUCUCCACCGGCAGGGAGAUGGAGACCGCGUUGCCGUUGCGUCCCAUCAGGCUGUCGCACUCGCAGCACGCGGAGAGCAACGCGGCGGAGCAGCCGUCUCAGCCUCCUCCGCAGCCGCAGUCGCAGCCACCGCCGCCGACGAACGCGGCAACGACGGCCGGCUUAACGACGCAAUACCCUUACGGCGAUUAUUGGAGGGCGGCGGCGGCGGCGACGACGACGCAGCACUAUGCGGUACAAAGCGCGACCAGCGGCUGUCACGGCUUUGCCAACGGCGGCUUGGCAAACGUGAGCCUGCCGCCGCCGUACCAUCACCAUCACCAUCAUCAUCAUCAGGCCGAUCAUAUCCAUGGUUCGCCGCUCGACGGGCCCGCCGUGAACAGCCUGAGCGCCCUGAGACUGCGGACGCAUCCUUACGGCGCGACCUACCCACCGAUGCACGCGAGCAUGUGAUGUAUCGUUAUCCUUGACAGAGUCCUCGAGAGAAUCCUUGGGAGUCCUCUCGAGAGGAGAACACGGCGCGACCAAGAAUACCUGGACCAUCGAGGAAAUCCGACGGAAGUUGCGUUGUUUUGAACUGCUGCAGCCCUCAGAGGCUUUAUUGGGAGACUCGCACGCCGUCCUACAGAGGUAUUUAUGGAUGUUUUAUCCUCGAUUUUGAGACCAAAGAUAAGUUUGUGCGGUUGUAAAUUCGCGCGUGUAUCAUCGAUAGUCCAAUAAACGAUCCCGUCGAGGAUCCAAGUCGAUCGCGAUGUGCCAUACAGCGCGCAUCGAAACGUGCAUUGAGGUGUGCGAGGCGAUAAUUCGAACGACUGACUAUCGCUGUCGAUGUGAACGUAAAACACAAACGCCCAAACGUUGAUCGUAUGUGCCUUGAUGGAUGAUCAUUAUUAUUAAGUGUAAGUUCUGAACGCACACAGGGUAACGAGUAAGUAAUUCGUAGCGCUUCCCUUCUCGCCGAUCCGCCGGCAUAAAAUGACGACGUCUUGAAUCACGAGAGAGAAAGUGUAUCGGAAGAACAUCGUAUUAAUUAAGUUAACGCAGUAUACAUAGGAAGCGUUAUUCUACAAAGUUGCGGCCUUACACAUACACAAAUGUAUACAUGUAGCGUGUAUAGAUAUAACGGUAAUAGAUAAUGAUAGUGCAAUAUAUUAUAAAAAAACAUCGAAGUCAGAGAACGUUCACGAGGACGUUUUGUCUCUUGAUACAUGUAAUAGGAAAAGUACAACGUACAGAUAUACGUAACAAAUACUUGUAUAUAGAUAUAUGUACACAUAUCGAAAUAUUGGCACAGGAUUAGAAUAUAGUCAGUUUGCGUACACAUUGGUUGCAAUCGCAUCUCGUCUCUUUCGUAAAUUCUGAGGCCCGUAGUAAUUACUUGAAACGUCUCUCAAAUGAGAUAUUUAGAUUUGAAUUCAGAGAAACAGUUUCGCUGUUGAAUCGCGAUUACAAUUAUAUAAAUGUCACACAUAUAUAUAUCAUGAUUCGACUGAAAAACUUGGACCCAACUCUGAGUAAAAAUCUGAGUAUCUCACAUGAAACAAGUUUUAGGCGAUAAUUGUUAAUACAGGCCCGAGACGCGUUACUCUCAAUCCUCAGCAGGUACCACAAGACAUCUUGGACACCAUGACGUAUACACGUUAUUUAAAUUAUUGUUAAAAUUUUAAAAAAUCUUACACACGAAGUGAUAUGAUUAAAAUGCUCCCUUAAAGAUA